Messenger RNA from Leishmania mexicana MHOM/GT/2001/U1103, 1860 nucleotides. RefSeq lists its product as hypothetical. The transcript has a single exon. NCBI's taxonomy places the organism in Eukaryota, Euglenozoa, Kinetoplastea, Trypanosomatida, Trypanosomatidae. The coding region runs from base 1 to 1860 and encodes 619 amino acids. The record is from RefSeq and is a predicted model, not a curated record.
AUGUUGCACUCCGGUAUGAACCCGUUCGAGAGGGCUGAUGUGCUUCACUUGUUCGACGCCGCCUCCCCGGCAGCCUCCGCAUCUGCCGCAGUGGACGGCGGAAGGGAUGUGGACGCCGCACCAAUCACAGAGAUACAGUACACCGCGCUCCUGUACAUGAUGGCAGGGCAGCUGGCCAUCUCACAGGCCGAGGCAGAACGCUUGUUUCCAUUCUACAAGCACGGGCCGCUGACUGUGGAGGCAUCGGUCGCCUCUGUCGACACCAAGUCCCCACAGCUCCCUCCCUUCUGCGCCCACCUCUUGCGGGAAGGCGCCGCGGAGUAUUACUGGGCUAAACCCGAUGCUCACACCAUCCCCGAUGUACGGUGCUGCGAUGCCCGAGAGAUACACAAGCAAGAAGUCUUUCCGGCGCCCGGUCACGGUCCACAUGUGCACUGUCUUCGCUGCUUCCAACAGAGCAUUGAAAAGGCGCCGCCACCUGGGCCAGGGGUGCCACCACCAGUCGUCGUCGACUACCGCGAUGCGGGAAGUCUGCAGGCGCACCUUGAGGAGCACCGGACGCGUUACGCGACGUGCCUGCGCAUCCUGGAAGACAGCAGCAGCAGCGACUGUGGCGCAGCGCGUGAUAUGCUCUCUGAAGACCUUGCAGCAUGCGAGGUGGCGGCCGAAGAGGCAAGCCGCCAUGUUUGCUUCAUGGCUUCGCUGGGAACGGUGGCUUGUCCUUUGGUCGUCUUCUACUGCGCCGAGUGCGACGCCUUCGCCCCCCUGGUGCGCUUUCACCCCGUGAGCGACGCAGUGAUGAACGAUGCAGGCCCAAAUGUGGCUGAUGCCUGGGAGACCACAGAAGGCCCCAACAUGGUGCUGAGUCGGCUUCUCCUGAGCUGCCAUGUCCUGUACAUGUUCGAUGCAGAGCGCUUCAGCCGGCAGCGACGCAGCGCUCGAUGUGUGGGUUGGAACUCGGCCACCAAUGCAACACGCAGCGCACGACACCUCCUCUACAUGUUCAAACCCUUUCUUUUCUCCAUGGAGACGGAGGAGUCUUUGAUAGAAGAGUUCGAGUCCGGCGCAGAAUGCACGUAUGCCGCGGUGGUACUUCCGAAUGCAAGCGUGGCUGGUGAUCCCCCUCAGCUGCUCCUGCGAGAAGACACGGAAGGGGACGGGUCAGGCACAGCGCCGACGCAGUCGCGCUUUUCCCCGGCGGUAAUUGGGUUUUCAAUGGAGUGGGCGACAGCGGAGCUUCUGGAGAAGAAGGUCGCAAUGGUGCUCGAGCACUCCAGCAGAGCAUCGGCUGUGUGCUUACAGGAAGGCGGAGACCCGUCCUCCUGCUCGUCCGACCCAUCAUCACCUACGCCGCCGGCCUUCCGCGUCGUGACGCGGAUGGUGUACAUUGUGGAUACGGGGAAGUGGGCGGUGGCGCACGUCCUCUACCACCAACUCCUGCCGGCUAACACUGAGCUGCCGCUGAGCUACGAAGACAAAGCGGAUGACGGAAUUCGCGUGCAGGAUGUGUACGAGGUGGAUGUCCCGAUGCCGGCGUGGACUGAUGGCUCCAUUAGUGAGAGCGAGCCGAGCGCGGCAGUCGAAUCGAGCGGCGAAAGCGAGGAGGAGGAAGAGGGCACUGACGACGCGGUGGAGACAGAUGCGCUUGCCAUGGAUGGAUGUCCCUACUCCAUGGAGUCGCGCACCAUCGACUUCCUCACGCGCAUGACAGCGCUGGCGAAGGCGAUGCACGAGCUUGGUACGUGGCGGCUUACGAUUGACGAGAACAAGGGAUCUGUCGCUGCUGUAGAGGCUGACGAAAGACGGCAUCGACAGCACUCCGUUGAUGGAGGUGAGAGUUGCUGGCAGCGGCGUCGGUGA